AACAUGAAGCAAUACCAAAGUUUAGUUCUGCUCCUUCUUUUGAUAGCAAACUGCUAUGCUCUGCCUGUAGACUUGGCAAUUGAGGAAGAAAAUCCUGAAUUAACUGCAGGUUUUAUAGAAGGUGACAUGGAUAUAGACUUAAGUAGAAAUGGAGGCACGGAUGAAAAUAAAAGAUGGCCCGAUGGCAUAGUAUACUAUGAAAUAAGUGAUGAAUAUGAUGAGGAUCAUGCCCGUUACAUACGUGAAGCUAUGGAUGCUAUUGAAAACGAUAGCUGUAUACAAUUCCUUGAGGCGCCUGAAAAUGCAACCGCUUUUGUAGAAAUUUCCCCUAAAAAAGAUGGUUGUUUUGCUAAAAUUGGUUAUCGUGGUACUAAACAGGAAUUGAAUCUACAAAACUAUGCUCUAAACAGAGGUUGCUUCGUCAAAGGUACAAUUAUGCAUGAACUAUUACACGUUUUGGGUUUCUAUCAUCAACAUAAUGUCCCGGAACGUGAUGAAUAUAUUACCAUUAUAGAGGGUAAUGUUAAGGACGGACAAAUGAAGAACUUUAACAAAUAUAAUGAAUGGGACGUAACAAGUUUUGGAGUUGAAUAUGAUUAUGCUAGUAUUAUGCAUUAUCAUGCUACAGCAUAUUCGAAAAAUGGCUUUACGACUAUAGCUACAGUGGGUGAUGAGUAUAGAGAAAUCGGUCAACGUCGUGGUUUGAGUGAGGGAGAUAUUACGAAACUGAAGGCAAUGUAUGGUUGCAGUGAUUAG
Molecule: messenger RNA, 756 nt
Organism: Lucilia cuprina (Australian sheep blowfly)
Lineage: Eukaryota; Metazoa; Arthropoda; Insecta; Diptera; Calliphoridae
Product: seminal metalloprotease 1-like
Exons: 2
Coding region: 4-756 (250 amino acids)
Biological process (GO): proteolysis
Molecular function (GO): metalloendopeptidase activity; zinc ion binding
Source: RefSeq, a predicted model, not a curated record